This is a messenger RNA of Drosophila willistoni, 1032 nucleotides long. RefSeq lists its product as uncharacterized. The transcript has a single exon. NCBI's taxonomy places the organism in Eukaryota, Metazoa, Arthropoda, Insecta, Diptera, Drosophilidae. The record is from RefSeq and is a predicted model, not a curated record. The coding region runs from base 1 to 1032 and encodes 343 amino acids. Gene Ontology annotation, molecular function: protein binding.
AUGCUCGUCAAUGAACGGCCAGAAGGAAGUACCCAAGCAGCAUCCAGACGAAUUACCAAACAUCCAAGAAGCAACAAAUUGCCCACUCACAUCGGACCAGAGACUACGGCUACUCAGGAGGAGAACAGAAUGAAAAGUUCCCCGCGAGAUUCACGCACUUUAAGGCCCAAGUUUGCUAGUAGUCUCAUGCCCACCUUCACAUUGGUCAGCUCCGAUGAGCCGGAUUCAAGGAAAAACUCAUCCGUUGAGUCCAAUCCAAUGAGUGAUGUCACCGAGCCACCGAAUACUCCAAGUGAUUGUGCGAAAUUUGAUAAGAACUGCGACUGCUGCCACUGCUCGCAUAUGCGGCAGGCUGAGAAGCAAGCCGAAUAUCUCAAAUCCCCUGAGGGACAACGUAGACAACAGAUGAAACUAAUGGCCAAGAGUUUCUUUAUGGAUCUGUGUGCCAUGUCGCAAAUGAGGAAACAGAUACUCAAUGAAAUGCAUGGCACCAAACAGAAGCAUCCCUCCUCUCGCGUCUCGUAUCCCGUGAGUCUAACCAAAGCGUCCAUUUUGGAUUCCAAUUCCUUGGCCAUCAAAUGGUUCGUUCAUGACCAUUCGGAUAUCGAUUACUAUGCCAUCUAUGUGGACAAUAAAUUGGCCAAACGCGUCUAUAAUGUCAAAUCCAAGGGGACCAUACUCAUCGAUCUGAAUCCCCAUCAAAUGCUUCAUUUACGCAUAAAGGCGGUACCCCAUAAGGGGCGUGGUUCGAAUGCCGAUCCCAUGGAUAAAAUGGUCAAGGAGCUGUGUGCCGGUAAAAUGGAUAACUUGCGAAACGGUGAAUACUGUUGCCAUUGCGACAAUCCCACGAAAGCCACCAAAGCCUUCUACAAGAAAAACAAUUGCAAGUCCUUGAUUGAUUUCUGGCAUGACAGUGAAUUCCUUUAUAUGCCCAAUUGUCGAUGCCGCGGCACUGCGGAUUGCCAAUGCUUCAUGGCCGAGUGUGAGGCAGAAGUGUGGCAACCGGAACAACCUCCCGAGUGCCUAUGUUGA